AGUGUACUUCAGUUGUGAGAGUGUAGGCAGAGUCGCGGUCAGACUGUUAGCAAGUCUGAUCAGACUUGCUGUGUAAUGGCUACAACAACUUACAUCGCAUCAAGUGCAGUGUGUCCUGAUCCAGUCAGUGUGCCAGACUGUCUCACCAUGAACAUAGUGAACUCUCAAGGGUACGGGCAUCGUGAUGCCCACGAAAUGAAGUAUAUGCCCCAACAACACGCGCCCGUGGCUCACAAUCCAUGGGUGGGUCUGCCCCAUUCAGAACCAAACCCAUGGGCCUCGAUGCAUACACACCCAGGUAUUCACCAGGACAUCAAGCCUCAACCUUCAGAAGUGGCCCUCCACCACCGUCCACCACAUCACAUGGGCCACAGUUGGCAGCCUCCUGUGUCCUCGCCCUACAGCCUGGCGGCAAGUAACACAAGCUCUCCGCUGGGCCAUCAUGCCGCCGCCUACGGUAUGCUCCCGCCCCAGAUGCACCCUGGACACCUGCGGGAACUUCACUGUGAGUCUCCCGUCACACCUGACCACCACAUCCACCACGAAGUCGAAGAGGAAGCCCCCACUAGUGACGAUUUGGAAGCAUUCGCCAAAUCCUUCAAACAGAGGCGUAUCAAACUGGGUUUCACGCAGGCGGACGUCGGCCUCGCCCUUGGAACUCUCUACGGCAACGUCUUUUCACAAACCACCAUCUGCAGGUUUGAGGCUUUACAGUUGUCCUUUAAAAAUAUGUGCAAGCUGAAGCCGCUCCUGCAGAAGUGGCUGGAGGAGGCAGAUUCCACAACAGGCAGCCCAACUUCCAUCGAUAAGAUUGCUGCCCAGGGGAGGAAGCGCAAAAAGCGGACAUCCAUAGAAGUGUCCGUGAAAGGUGCUCUAGAACAACACUUUCACAAGCAGCCCAAACCCUCAGCACAAGAGAUCUCACAGUUGGCCGACACCCUUCAGUUGGAAAAGGAAGUGGUCCGAGUUUGGUUCUGCAACAGACGGCAGAAGGAGAAGCGGAUGACUCCUCCUAUCCUGAACGGUCCCGACACGCAGGUUGUGAACGGCACGACCCCAGGCCCGGGACAGCAGAUGACGCCCACAUCAGAGUACGGUCAGCCUAGGUCAGUUGACAUUCCCCGUGAGCUGAAAUACCCCGCCUAUACCCACCAGUCUAUGCACGGGUCCCCUACGCACCUCCCUCCCCAGCACUCACCGCCGGGCCCUCUACUAUCGCCACAAAUGCCCCCUCAUAGCGUGGCGCCCUCACAUACAAUCACCCACUGAUGGUCGCUCAACCUGUGGCAGGAGCCAGCGUACUGACCACCAGCUAGCAAGGGAGCUUCGGCUGCUCCCUCCGGACUCUAACUGCAGCCCCUCGUGAUAGUCUUCGCCGCCAAGAACCUGGCUGGGCUGGGAGGGGCAGUGGCGCGGCGUCCUCGUGGAGCGCCUGCUGCCACUCCUGCCGGCAGGAGCAAGAGUCCCACGCACCUCUAGUCCCCGGGCCGGCCAGCCUGGGCCCCCGGGAGGAGGGCGACACCCGAGCGGCCAGACAGACCGUCAACACGAAGCCAGAGAUAGUGAGCCAGACUGAACACUGGUGUGUCCAUUAUUGUGAGAAACUACUUCAGUGAUAACCUAUUUUCUCUAGACUAACCUCGAGCUAUGCUGAGGAAGUGUAUAAAUCUUAUGGAUAGAGAUCAUUCCAUACUUCGUCAGACAUUCCAUAAAUUACCGACUCUGCCCAGAGCGAGAUGUCACGUGUGACUCAUCCGAUUCCUCAGUGAGAUGAUAAGUAGUAGUGUAAUGACUGAGCUUCAUAUUACGUGUGAACAUUAUGUAGCGGUUACGUCGAGUUUUUUGUGUGCGUGUUUGGAACAUUCCAGUGGUGGUGAGUGGCGGGUGGCAACUGCUGCGGGCUGGCUGCUGGGCGGCCGCGGACCCGACAUCUGGCCCUGUGGGCGGCUCAUACACCGCCCACUCACACGCUAAAGUUAUCACCAUCAUGAAAUGAAGAUUUGCUGGCAGUGAUGAUGGGCGCGUGUCGUCCGUCCGUCCGUCCGUGGUGACAGCGGCAGCCCCCGCCCCGCCACCCCGCGCGCCGUGACGUGUCCGUGCUCCGGCCUCACCCCGCCGCCUCCGCAUCGAACCGAUCGUAAACUGUCUAUCUGGCAAGUAGAAAUUAUCUAUUGAAAAUUCUGAGUGAGUGUGGCGGAGAGGUGAGCGCGCGGAGUGAUCAACUGGUGAGUGUUGUGUGGCCGCCCGUGGCCGCGGGACCCGUCGCCCGCCGCCCGCCGCAGUGUACAUAGUUACCCGUGUAAAUACUGAAGAAUCCGUGGCGGUGGCCGCCCGCAGGCAAGCCGCACUUGUGAUAUGUCUCAAGAGCUGAAUUUAUAAUAAUUUCAUUGUAAUAUAUGUAUCAUUCAUACUUAGAUUAACCCUGAGUAUAUUUAGUUUGUGUUGACUGUUUCCCGCUACUGCUAACGUCGGAGUGGACUGGUGCGGUCGUGACGUAGUGGUGAACAUAGCCUCCGUGCCGCUGUCGCCGCGCAUUGCCAUCGCUGCCGCUGCCAUAGCCGCCGCCGUUGCUUUCGCCGCGCCCUUCAACCCACCCGUACCAGCGGCGGCGUAACGGCGGCGCCCUGGCGACCCACUGCACCUCCUCGGCACGCCCAGAUAACGUCCUCUACGUACGGAAAUGUGGAUAUCGCGGCAAUGGGAAGCGCCCUUUGGCACCAGAUGAUCUGUCACAACCAAAUCCUCCACCACAUGUUCCCUCCUGAGAGAGGCCUGGCCGCCGCCCGCCCCGCCGGGGACGCGGUGGCGGUGCCGGUGGCCGAACCUUGGGCCCGCUCACCUUCACAAAACCUCCUCUUCUUCAAGUUCGUCGUCCCGCCCAGAAGACCGAGGGAGGCUCUCCGCCGCCGCACGCGCCGGCCCGGGCGUGAGCGCGGGUCUCCAGUGCGGCGCGAGGAGGAGUCUCUCCUUCCAUCCCUCGACAGGAAAAGAGUCCGUCAUGCCGCCCCUCGGAGCCUCGGCAUCAUCGCCCGUCGUCCCGCGACUCCUUGGCUCCUGAAACUAUCUAGUCGAGCCAGUGGGUCCGCUCCCCUGCAGAGGCCGUGAAUCCAUCCUCGCGUUCUGCAGAGUCGUGGAGUGAGUGGUUCCUGCGUCCAGUGGCCGAACAGUGGGUUGGUGGGUGAGGAUGGCGCCCUGCUCAACGCCGCACCCCGUCUGUGUUUGUUAUUAAUGUUCUGAAUGUCUGUACGAGGCUCUAGUAACUUAGCUGGUAUCGUGGUUGUCAACCUUACCUCAGUCCGCAAUCACGCCAACAUACCGCUAUAACUGUUGUAUCUACUACCAUUACUACUACAAUGUAGCCCCUCACGGGUACCGUUAUGAGGAAUUAUAUUAGUGCUAUAAUGAUUUCAUUCAUUCAUACAUUAACGAAACGUCUUGAUAGGAAAGGAGAUCUUUUUACACAGUGAAGUUUGUUUGUGUCAGAGUACAAAGGUUCCCGUGCGAGAAAUAUUUACUUUCCAUAUAAGAGUACUUGGAAAUCUGUAGUCAAGAAAUGUAAAUAACCUUGUAUUAAACUUAUUAUGAAUAAUAAAAGAAAGAUUUGUCUA
This is a messenger RNA of Penaeus chinensis, 3608 nucleotides long. Its product is annotated as silk gland factor 3-like. Gene Ontology annotation, biological process: regulation of transcription by RNA polymerase II. Bases 76 to 1269 code for a protein of 397 amino acids. The transcript has a single exon. The record is from RefSeq and is a predicted model, not a curated record. Gene Ontology annotation, molecular function: DNA-binding transcription factor activity, RNA polymerase II-specific; RNA polymerase II cis-regulatory region sequence-specific DNA binding. Lineage: Eukaryota; Metazoa; Arthropoda; Malacostraca; Decapoda; Penaeidae.